UCAUCCUACAUAUAAACUCACUAAUGGGCCCCACAGAGAGAAGACGCAGCUAUCAGCAGCCAGUGGUCAUAACGAGGCAUUAGCAGCUACGGUCAAGACGUAUAAUUGUUCUUAAUUAAAGUAAAGCCUGUCGUAUUUUUCACAAGUUUAAAUUAUUAUAGUGUAAUUAUUUAGGACUAACAAGUGUUUCAUUUGUGGAUAUUAAUUAAGCAGUUAAGAAAAGUGUGAUAAGAGGAUCAUGGCCGACGAUCAAGAGGUCGGAAACAACCAGUCCAAUAUUCCCAAUAUAUUUGAAAAAUUCGGGACACUUGCAGGAUCUUCUAGUCAGUUAGAAGACAUCCAAAAUGCAAUAAAAGGUUUAACGGAUUCUCUGACUGAAAUGAGGUCUGACGUAAAUUCUUUGAAAAGAACUGCAGUUACCUGCGAAGAAACAUCAACUUCGAAACGUUUUUGCACGAGGGAUGAUUCAGGCUCAGAUCACGAAAGCGUGGGAGAUUUUUUCACCGAAUCUGGGGUCACCGACGGAAAUGAUGAUGAUGAUGAUGAUGAUGAUGAAUUCUGCAUGGUGGAUUUCUUCGAGGAUGCCUCAGAAACAGGAGCGGCGAUAAGUGACAAACUAGCCACUUUGAGCAAUAAAGCUUUGCAGGUACAACCCAAAGAAGAAAAAAUAAAGGAACUUUUGGACACACACAAGAGGCCUAACAAUGUAGAAUUUCUACAAGUACCUUUGGUGAAUGAGCAGUUGUGGCGACAGUUGCCAUCUCAAGUUAAAGCACAGGAUUUUCUGUUGCAGAGGACACAGAAAUUUUUUUCGUCUGCUUUGGUACCGGUAUUGAAGACCAUGGAUGAGUUAAAGACAGAUGGACGACCAAAAAUGAAAGAGUUGAUUGGGGAUACUUUCAAACUGUUAACCAAUGCUUUUGUCACUACUUCUCAGAUGAGACGUGACAGGAUAAAGAAAGAACUUCUGCCGCUUUAUAGGCCAAUUUGUUCAGCAAACCAAUCUGCCACUCAUCUGUUUGGCGAUAAAGUAGAUGAAGAACUUAAAAAGUUAAGGGACAAUAAGCAGCAACUUACAUGUACUUCCAGGCGUUCUUUUUUAGGGAAACGCCAGGGCAUGGCGACCCUGGUACCUCAGCACAAACGGAAACAUGCGCUCAAUUCACAGGGCAACAUGAAUUUCAAUCUACAGCGACGACGUCAAAAUCACAAUUACAGAACAAAACAGCAGAAAAAGAAUACUUUCCAAUCAAGAGCACAGAAAAAUUAAUAUCCGAAGUAAGUAAUCAUAAUAUGAAAUAUUCCUCUACCAUUAUAAAUACUUCACAGAAUUUUCGGGCGGGGAAGACCAGAAUGGCGUUGAAUGAGUGGAGAAAAAUAACCAAAGAUAAAUGGAUACUAGAAACUGUAGACGGUUAUCGGGUACAGCUGUCAGCAACUCCUUUUCAGUAUAAAAUUCCAAAACCAUUUAAUUUUAAAGAAAACGAAAAACAAGCAAUACAGUUUGAAAUUACACGGUUUUUAAAUCAAGGAAUAAUAGAACUUGCAGACGAAAACUUGGACGGAGAAUACAUUUCGAAUAUAUUCACAAGACCAAAAUCAGACGGACGGAUUAGAAUUAUUUUGAAUUUAAAAUCUUUCAAUAGCAACUACGUCAGCAAAAUACAUUUUAAAAUGGAAACUUUGGGGUCAGUGACCACAGCAAUGAGGAAAAAUUGUUAUUUCGGCAAGGUCGACAUUUCUGAUGCUUUUUACACUAUACCUAUAUACGAACGGGACAGACGGUAUUUUCGUUUCUUUUUCGAAGGUGUAAAAUAUCAAUUUACAGCGCUUGUGAUGGGAUUUGCAAAAAGCCCUAUGAUAUUCACUAAACUGAUGAAGCCAGUUUUUUCUCAUUUAAGAGCGCGGGGUCAUUUAAGUUCAAUUUACAUCGACGACGCAUGUUUGCAAGGUCAGUCAUACUCCGCCUGUGCUCGAAAUAUCAGCGA
Molecule: messenger RNA, 1988 nt
Organism: Ruditapes philippinarum (Manila clam)
Lineage: Eukaryota; Metazoa; Mollusca; Bivalvia; Venerida; Veneridae
Exons: 2
Coding region: 239-1270 (343 amino acids)
Source: RefSeq, a predicted model, not a curated record